GGCUUCAGAUCGUAAGGAGAGAGCGGUGGGCUCGAACCAACUUCGCUGCUGCGCCAUCACCGCCAAGAUCCUUUUGGCGUCACGUUGUCCUGCUUCCGCGAGGAACUCUUGGGAUUUACCACUCGUUUUUUCGAUCCUUCAAUUUUCUUUUUUUUAACCCCCCUCUCCUUUCCCGGACCCCACCCCACCCACUCGCCUACCGCUGGUGACAGGGCACUACCAUCGAGGGUGACCCACUAUCACAAAACCACAGCUUCUGGUUCUUGGCGCACAGAUCUUCAAGGUGACUUGUGCCGCUCAAUUCGCCACACGACCCGGACGCAGGAGUGACUGAAGACCUGCUCCCUGACGAACGCCGCUACGGUACCGGCCAUGGCAGCCAAGGGAAACGAUGUGGACACCAAAUUCUUUGCCUCCAAGGUCACACACAGACGCCAGCGCCUCGUCACCAAGGAUGGGCGCUGCACGCUACGGACCCCGCGGGCCCCGGGCUCACCUGCUACUUGGCAGCUCUACCUGCAGGAUCUGUGGGGCACUGUGGUGGCCCUACGCUGGCGCUGGGUCAUGCUGGGCUUCUGUGCCUCCUUCCUGGGCCACUGGCUGCUUUUCGCUUGCCUAUGGUACCUCCUUGCCCACCUGAAUGGGGACCUGGGGUUGGACCAUGAUGCCCCACCUGAAGACCAUGUGGUGUGCGUCAAGUACAUCACCAGCUUCACCGCUGCCUUCUCCUUUUCUCUGGAGACCCAGCUGACCAUCGGCUACGGAACCAUGUUCCCUAGCGGGGACUGCCCCAGCGCCAUAGCUCUGCUGGCUGUACAGAUGCUGCUUGGGCUCAUGUUGGAGGCCUUCAUCACAGGGGCCUUUGUAGCAAAAAUUGCCAGGCCUAAGAAGCGGGCAGGGGCGAUCCAGUUCAGCCCCUGUGCGGUAGUGGGCCAGCACAGGGGACAGGCUUGUCUCAUGUUCCGAGCCACCAAUGUGCUGCAGCGCCCCCUAGUGGAUGUGCACGUCACUGCUGUGCUGUACCAGGACCGCGGAGAGCAGGCUUUGCACCAGUCCACUGUGGAGUUCCACCUGGAUAACCUCGGUGGAAACCUCUGCCCAUUCUUUGUUUUCCCCUUGACAUUCUACCAUACACUCGACCAAAGCAGCCCGCUUUACCAAGCAAUGCGGGAUGGCAGCGCCACGCACUUCGAACUUGUGGUAUUUCUCUCAGCUGCUCAGGAAGACACAGGCGAGAGCUGCCAGAAGAGGACUUCAUACCUGAGAGGAGAGAUUGAGUUUGACCACUGCUUUGCCCCAGUACUGUGGCUGGGUGCCCUGGGUCAGUAUACCAUCAACAUGGGCAACUUUGCUAAAGUCCUGCCCGACUCUACACAAACCAAAGUGGAUGGAGACAAGGGGUUUGUGGUGCAGAUUAACGGAGAUGGAAGCGACAGAAUAGAAUAG
This is a messenger RNA of Scleropages formosus (Asian bonytongue), 1446 nucleotides long. It is a transcript of the gene kcnj13, whose product is annotated as potassium inwardly rectifying channel subfamily J member 13. Gene Ontology annotation, biological process: potassium ion import across plasma membrane; regulation of monoatomic ion transmembrane transport. The transcript has 4 exons. The coding region runs from base 373 to 1446 and encodes 357 amino acids. Lineage: Eukaryota; Metazoa; Chordata; Actinopteri; Osteoglossiformes; Osteoglossidae. Gene Ontology annotation, cellular component: plasma membrane. Gene Ontology annotation, molecular function: inward rectifier potassium channel activity. The record is from RefSeq and is a predicted model, not a curated record.